This is a messenger RNA of Blepharisma stoltei, 4655 nucleotides long. Lineage: Eukaryota; Ciliophora; Heterotrichea; Heterotrichida; Blepharismidae. The record is from the annotation of a GenBank genome assembly.
AUGCAAGCACUUACCAUUCUAGCAAUCUCAUUCCAGUAUUUUGGGCAGUUGCUUGUUGAAGUGAUUUAUAGUAGUAGCACAGAUAGAAAGCUAACAGCUAGUAUCUCGUCAGCAAUAAAACAAAAAUUUUCUUUGCAAGUUGAUUUAAAAGAAGUCUUUAUUAAUACAGAUUUGGAUAUCGAGCUUCUCAGUGAGACGUCGAAUAUUAUUUUUGAUCUUUCUGAAAGCAUCUCAAUCUCAGAAAUUAUAAAAGAUUUUUCCAAAAAACAUCAAAUAAUUAUUGUCUCUAUCCAAAAUUCUGUUAAUUCGUACUCUAAUUGGCAAUAUUUUACUCAUCCUGCAAAUUUGGAUGAUUUAAUGGCUUUAUCAAGCUUAGUCUUGCUACUUAAAUUGCUUAUAGAGAAGUCCCUUGCAGUCUCGUAGGCUACUACUUACUUCUUCAUAGCGGUUAGCCGCUUACUCUUCAGUCUAAACACAGUUUUCCACAGUGUUACUCCUCAAGGACGAGACUUGCACUCUCUACUAGAGAGCCGGAGACUCUUAGUCAUCAUCCCGCAUACGCAAACUGGGUUCGCAUUCCAGAAAACACGAAAAACUAAUUUUCUCUAAGGGCCAUGGGUCAGAAUGGAACUCAGAGCCCAGAACGCAACUCUUGACAUCGCGCUCCGAAUUCGCUCGAUUGGCUAACUCCCCCCUCCGUGAGUGAACAAAAAUAUCUUGUUCGCUCACGGAGUGGGGUUAUUUUUUUUUUUUUUUUUAAUUUAUUAUAAAUUCAUAGAAAUUUUUUUUCGAAAUUAAAAAAAGCCUAAUUCGCAAAAAUUGAUAAGCAAAUAUUAAUUUAUUAUAAAAUUUAUGUUUUAAAACGCAAUUUGUUUAAAAUUAAACAGAAUUAGCUAGAGAUCUUUUUAUUAUAAUAAUUAUCACUUAUAUAUCAAAAGUUUUUUCUAUAAAAAAUUUUUGUUCCCCACAGAUUGUGGGCUUUUUGGGCAAUAAAUAAGAAUCUUUCGAAUGGUUUUGUUCACUUACGAAGGGGGGGAGUAAGUGGCCACCUCUGGCCUUUAGGGCUUUCCUUACAACUCCGGCGAACCAUCUCCCGACAAGAGAUAAAGCCUUGACCCGGAUAUGAGCAUGCCGUCCAGCAACCAAGUAAAAAUGUUAGAUCCACAUUUCCGAAUGCUGUCCUCUCUUCCACAAUGUCCCACGCUUUUCCAAUAAACCUAUAGGCUGCAGAUACCAAGAGCGCAAGUUGGCUAAUACGCUAUUUUAAUUUAUAUAAUGAUUUUAUCAAGCUUACUUAGUUUUUUAAAUUGAGAAAAAUUUAUAAUUAUUUUUGACGAUAAUACAAUUGAUUACUUCAAGGACUUCAAAGAUCAGUUCUUAUUAAAGCAAUGAGUGCCAUUUUUUUUCGGCAACAAAGAGACCCAAAAAUUUUCGGAUAAUUUUAUUGGGAAGGUAAUCAAAUCUACUGGGAUCAGAAAUAUUGUCAUAUCGAAUCAAGGUGAAAGUGCCUCAAAAUUAGUUAAAAGUUUGAGAAAUAAAAAUAUGAUGAAGGAAGGAAUCGGGAUAAUUUUGGGAAGCAGAAGUUGGUGGAAUGUAGAUGAAAAUGGAAUUUUGGGUUACACCGAAUCAGGGCUUGAAAAUGCUACAGAUUAUUAUAGUUAUGAAGCUUUAGCUUGCGUCAAAUUAAUAGACCUAAUAAUCAAUUUCCAGCAUAGGAGGAAUAAUUUAGACUUAAGACAUUACCUACUCCUCCCUCGUGAGUGAAUGAAAAAAUUUUAUUCGCUGAGAAGGGGGCUAAUUUUUUUCGAAAUUUAAAAAAAUCCCAUUUCUAAAAAGUGGAAAGCAAAUAUUUAUUUAAUUUGUAAAAUUUACGUUUAAAAUGCAAGCUGUUCAAAUUUAAACAGAAUUAGCUAAAGAUUUCAUUAUAUAAUUAUCACUUAUAUAUCUCGUAUUGAAAAAGAAUUUCUAGAGGGGGGUUAGAGCAAAAUACAAUAAACCACCAUCCAAUCCCUAGUUUUACAAUUAUGAACUCAUAUAAUAACGAAAAAAGAAGAGUCGGAGCAAUCGUUGAUGGAGCGAUUAUUUGAAAUGAUGAUUUAAUUUUCGUUGGGAAUUCGUCAUCUAUUCCAAAUUCUCCAACAACACCAAUAAAUAUAUGAAUAGCGGAUGGUACCACAAAUCCUGGAUUUGCAAAUAGCGAUUUGACAUAUUCCAUUAAAGAAGGAACACGCUAUGCUUUACUUUCUUAUGUGCAAAAGACUCACUUUCUUGAUGGCUUUGAUAUUGUGCUCACGCAUACAGAUUGUGGAGCCGAAGUCUACAAGCCAGCCUUUUCUAUGAAAUGCUUUUCUGAAUUAAAAGGCAACCCUGGCAUUGCUUUUAUGACGACUCCACUUCCCUCUACCUUAUUUGGAAAUUUGAUUUCUUUAAAAGCUUUGAAUAUUACAAUUCCAGUUAUAUCCGAAUAUGCAACUCCUCAAGCAUUGGAAAGUAAAAUUAAUUACCCACAAUUCAUGAGAAUUGCUGGGUAUGACUUAUACCAUACUAGUGUCCUUACCACACUAAUCAAUGUUUUUGGAUGGAAGAAUAUAGUUUUAAUACUAGAAAACUCGACAGACAAUAUUGUCAUUCACGAUUAUAUUGCCAAUUGGGCAGAAGAAUUUAAAAUUAACAUUGCAAACAAAGAAGAAGAUAGGUGAAUUAUGCUGAGCUAUAAUCAUACAAGAUUUGGAGAGGUAAAAGAUUGAAUGAAGAGGAUAAUUGACUUAAGAGUGAGGCCUAUAUUGUUCUAUGUCACUCCACCAUUUGAGUAUAAUGCAAUUGUUGAUUUUUAUGAAGCUGGCUUAAGGCAAGGAAACUGCAUUUUUUUACUUACUAAUAGAGUUGCCUAUGUUCAAGUUCAUGCACAUGGUGAUGCUGCUAAGCAGAGAUUAAGAGAGUUGCUAUACGGUGCAUUAAUAAUAAUGGAAGCUGAAUUUAUCGGAGAAUAUGGUCAAGAAAUUUUGAAAGAACUACAAGAGUAUUACUUUCCUUUAGCUACUAGUGAUUUUAAGUGUUUAUCAUUUGAUGCUGCUAUGCUGAUUUUGCAUGGAUUAAAAUAUACAUUAGCUCAAGGAACUGACUAUGAAAAUAAUUCUGUAUUCAAUACAAAUCUCAGAUUCCAAAAAUUUUUGGGCUGCUCAGGAACUGUUUCAAUUGAAUCUGAUAGCAAUAAUCGAAAUUCAGCAACUCUUGGGAUCUAUAAUAUGAGGUGAAAUGAAAGCACUGGAUUUAUCUAUGAAUCCCUAACUGGGACCUAUAGUGUUGGAAGUAAACAACUGUUCACAUUUUUCGAUAAUAUUAUUUGAUUUAACAAUAAAACAACUCUUCCUGGUGAUAAGAUUGCAUACGAUAAUGGAUGUCCUUUUGACAAGAGUGAAAUCAGAUUCUCUACAAAAGGAGCAGCAAUUUUUUACUCUUUAUCAGUUUUCAUUUUUAUUGUAGCAAUCGUUAUAACUUUCUAUGUAUGGAAAAAGCGUUGGCAUAGGGAAGAUCCAGAACCAAUAAAAAAAUCAAGAUUUCAAUUUGAGGAUUAUAUAGCAAUGAUUGCGGUUUUUAUCGAUUUUUUCCAAUUCCUUUCUCUCGGUCCUGACUUCAGUUACGAUGUUUUUUCAACUAAAGUAUCGACCCUAGUUUCGAUUAAUAUAGGAUGACUCAACAAAGGAGAAAGACUAUGGAUAUAUGUGAAUUGUGCUAUAGUAAUUGUUGCUAUAUGAGUAUUCUUCAGUAUUCAAGUCGCUUUUAACUUAUUUGAGAAGUCUGACAAUACUUUCAGUUCAGCUAUCCGAGCAAUGUCAAAAAUAUCAUUAACAAUAAUAGGAAACUUGGGCUUUUUACCUCUUAUUUCUGUAUUUUUAAGCUCUUUUGCAUGCUAUGAAUCUAUAGGUCCAAAUAUAAAACAAACAUUUGUACAUCAAGACUGCUCUACUUUUUGCUGGCAAGAUAAGCAUAUCAUAUGAGCUACGCUAUCCGCUAUUUCAUUACUUGUUUAUUUACCCUCAGCAAUAUAUUUUCGACCAUUUGCAGACACUAUGAGUCAUGGUAAUGUAAAAACUAAACCACUAUUUUUAAUGGCUAAAGGACUAUUGCAAGUGGGUGCAAUCAUUCUAAGUAAGACGCUAAAAGUUUACUAUGCAAGUUUGCACGGACUUAUUUAUAUCAUACUUUUUACAAUUUUUAUUGUGUUUUGCAUUAAGCUAAAGCCAUAUAAUUAUGGCCGAAUGAACCUUUGACUAAUAAUGUCUUAUAUGGCUGUUAUAUGGGGUGUAUUAUUAUCCUCUAUUAAUUCUGUAUCUUCAUAUCAUUCUGCGCUACUUGGACUAAUUGUUGAUUUUAUGGGCUGGCUGAUUAUAGCAUUCACAGGUUUAUACAUUCAAACUAGAUAUUAUCCUUCGAUGCUAUUUGCUGAAGAAAAUGCUAAUAUUGGGGAGCUAUUUAGAUUUCAGCUUGGAAAGUCAAUAAACGCUGAUAAAAUCAACCAGAUCAUAAGAGAAAGUAAAUUUGAAUCAACCAGGUUAAGAAGUAACGGCUCUGAAAGCCAAACCAAUUUAAUUGCAGAUAAAAGCAAAGAAUAUAUAAAAGUAGAAGAAAAGUCAUUAAAGCUUUCAUUUAAUUAA